GAAGGUUAAGGCGGUCUCCCUCUCUGCGCCUGCUAACUUCUCCCGUCCCUUUCUGAAGGUUCGCCCUCAUCAUCUCUCAUCAGCAAUGAAAGAAGAGGGGAUUAUUUCAACAAAGCUGUUUUUCACACUUACAGCUCUGUCCUGCUGCAGAGGCUUGCAGGUCUCUGUUCCACAGCAGGAAUAUGAGGUUGCAAGAGGACAGGACGUCACCUUGACAUGUUCGUUUGUCCCGGCCAGCCCCGACUUCAGUAACCUGGUCCUCACAUGGGAGGCUCUGACUGUCAACGAGGACCCAGUGAGACUCGUGGCCACCUACUUCCUCAACAGUCCGGCAGACAUUGCUCCUCAAUAUGAAGGCAAGGCAUCUUUGACUGUGGACGUCAACAGGGGAGAGAGCAGCCUGGUCCUGAGACAGGUCACGCAGCAGGACAGCCGUAGUUAUGAGUGCAGGGUCUUGAUCCCCAACGACAACGAGGGAACCACGUUCGCAGUCACCUCCCUUUUGGUCCUGGUGGCCCCCUCCACGCCCGUCUGCCAGAUCCAGGGCACAGCAGAGUAUUGGCAUGACAUUACACUUACCUGUGUGUCUGAGGAGGGAUCUCCAACACCUACCUACAAAUGGACGCCGUACAGUUUCCAGGGCAUCCGCAGACCACUUCCACCCCGGGCCACUGAAAAGGGCGGAGCUCUGUCGCUCGUCAAUAUUUCAAUGGAGACGUCUGGAUACUACAUCUGCACGUCAACCAAUCGAAUUGGCUCAGCCAGUUACAACUUAACCUUAUCCGUCAUGCCCCCCAACAUGAACAUGGGGUCCACUGCAGGCAUCAUCGGGGGGGUUUUAGCAGGUAUCCUCGUCCUGGCGGUUGUUAUCUACUGCUGCUGCCGGAAGAGAGCCAACAAAGCCAAACAUGCUCGAGAGUCCCCGGAAACAGUCGAGUAUCAUGACAAAGCCCCAGGUGAGGCUGAAAACCAGUACUGGGAUGACAAGUCAAAGGUCCAGUCUCUGCCUGCUGUUGAACUGCAGAACCUGAGCCAAGAGAAAGAUGCCCCUCAACAAAGCAAAUACAGAGAAAACGGGGACGGGCCUGCUGGAUAUGAGGAUGGCCAACAUGGUUAUGAUAUCCGUAAAGAGAGGCAUGAGGGCCAGGGCAGUGACGUUGACCAACGGCGUGGGAGUCGCGAUCGCCUUGACGACAGUGGUCGCUACGGUGGGAGUCGCGACCGUCUUGACGACCGUGGUCGCUACGGUGGGAGCCGCGAUCACCUUGACAACAGUGGUCGCUACGGUGGGAGCCGCGAUCACCUUGACAACAGUGGCCGCUACGGUGGGAGCCGCGAUCACCUUGACAACAGUGGUCGCUAUGGUGGGAGCCGCGAUCACCUUGACAACAGUGGUCGCUACGGUGGGAGUCGCGAUCGCCUUGACGACCGUGGUCGCUACAGCGGGAGUCGUGAACGCCUUGAUGUGUAAUUGACAUGAUUGCUGUGUCAGUCAUGGCAGUCGUGACCUCACUUUGGUGAGAGCCAUGAUCAUUAGUUUGGUAGGGUAACCGAAAUUAAUGUGACUAAGCUUGUCAUGUUACUGAAUGUGGCAUGGGAUAUCCCAAGUGUCACUUAGUGCUGCAUUGCAAAAAGUUCGUGGUAGCCUAUAUGUCGACAUCAAGUGUCACCAAAACACUGCUUUAAAAAGCAGCCAUCUCAAGGCUAUGCAGAGGAGUGUUGGGCCUGUGCAGAGCAAAUCAAGAUUACCCAUAAUUCCAAUCAGGUGACAGCCACACUAAAAUAACCCAGUAUACCUUCCAAACUUGAGCUGAACCUUACUGGUAACCACACAGUACUAACAUUAAACCAGUUCAUCUUGGCUUAAAUUGGAAAGUCAAAUCAUCUUUAGUAUCAUGUCUCUUUGUGUCAAAGGUUUCAACUGCCACAUAAGGUUUAUGUAGUAACAAUAAAAUGUCAUCUGAAUAUAUGAUUAGUUAAUAUGAACAGUAAUAGCCUCCUGCCAUGUCUGGUGGAUGAAAUGUCAACCCUCGUCAAAUGUGGCCUAAGCAGUCAGAGAAAACCCCAAAAUCUGAAUUUACCACCGAAAGUUUGCCUCCAAAGAUAGACGGCGUGAUAUCAACAUGCUCGUCACUGAACUCGGGUCUUCAGUGUUUUAUCAGCCUGAACGGGCCUACUGCUUUCACAGGUUCACUCGUGUUUUCAGUCAUAUCGGUUUAUUAUUUUGGGCAUAGAGUCCAAUUUUUGUGGCUGUGGCUGAAAUUCCACAAUUAUAUUUCUUUUAUCUCUAGCGAAGAAAUCACUACAAACUACCACUGCAGUCCCAAUUAAAUUCAAAUUGUCUCUACACUUUGGAAUUAAUUCUGACCACCCCCAGAAGGUCAAAAAGUGGACGAGGUCUCAGGGUGUUUGCAUUUUAUUUUACGAGCAAUUGUAUUCAAACAGCUAUUGCAGCCGGCUUUAUUUUGCCAUUGUUCUCUUUUGGUUAAAGCUACAGUGCCAUUGUCACUGAAAUGUAUGGCCCAGAUUAUGUUUGCCCAUUAAAUACUAUGGUAAACUAAACCGGGCAAUGCUGAGUUAACCAAACUGGGCCUGGGCCGCCUGCAAGUCAGCUAGGUUUGGGUUAAGUCUCUUCUUUGAUAUCUUUAUUAUAGAUUUUUGAUAUUCUUUGAUAGUGAUGACAUCUUUUGCAAGAUAAAUCUUUGUCUACUGAAUGUGUUUUGUUGUUGUUGUAUGUUUGUGUGUGUGUUGUUUGGAGAGAAGGCCCUGUUGCUAAUCAGUGCUUGAAUACAAUGUUGAUGAUUUUAUAAAGUGUUGUCGUUCCAUAAUGAAUUUGAAUUUAAAUAAAAGUAAACAUUUUCUUAAAUC
This is a messenger RNA of Lampris incognitus (smalleye Pacific opah), 2868 nucleotides long. RefSeq names its product cell surface A33 antigen-like. Bases 86 to 1471 code for a protein of 461 amino acids. The transcript has 7 exons. Gene Ontology annotation, cellular component: plasma membrane. The record is from RefSeq and is a predicted model, not a curated record. NCBI's taxonomy places the organism in Eukaryota, Metazoa, Chordata, Actinopteri, Lampriformes, Lampridae.